Plasmodium cynomolgi strain B is the source of this 3159-nucleotide messenger RNA. RefSeq lists its product as hypothetical. The record is from RefSeq and is a predicted model, not a curated record. The annotation marks the transcript as partial. NCBI's taxonomy places the organism in Eukaryota, Apicomplexa, Aconoidasida, Haemosporida, Plasmodiidae. The transcript is spliced from 3 exons.
AUGAACGAAACGAGAUCCUACAAAUGGUACCUUGAGAACGGCUGCGAAAUCGUGCCCCUGAAGCGGGGGAGCAGCCGGGAAAGCGACUACUCCCUGAUGCUGCUGGACAUCCAGGCAGACUUCUCCGAGUUUCUGAUCGAAGAGAAGAACAUCAUCAGUGAUGAGAAGCUAGUCAACCCGGAGGGAAAUAUAUUCAAUCUACAGAAAAGACAGUGCACACAAAAGCAAAAGAAAGGGGGACUCCUCACGGAGCGAGAAAAGUAUGUACACGAAAUUGACCAUCUAUGGGCCUACAUCGAAUGGCACUACAACUUCGAGGACGAGAUCAAGGUGCAGAAGAGUAUAGUGAGCGAUGUAGGGAAGUUGAGGAAAGUACCCAGACUAUACGUAUCGGCUCAUAUAAUCGAAGGGAUGAUACAUGAAAUGUCGAAGAAUGAAAAUAUAUGCAUGUUGAAGUAUACUACCUAUCCCAGCUUUUACAACAAGUAUGGCAAUGAGAUGGACAAAGCGAAGGAUCAUGAUGAGAGUAGCAUUUACAAUCGGUGCAACUACAUAUAUGAAGUUUGCGAUGUGGCGGACAAGUCGCUAGUUUUUGCCAGCAGCCCGAUAAUCAACACGACGAUGAAAAAUAUCCUUAGUAUCACCAAGAGUGGGAAAAAAAGGGAAGAUUUUAAUGAAGAACAGGAGGAGAAGGAAGAUAUCGUGCAGGACGAAAUUUGGCAAAUUUAUUUAUCAAAAAGGAUUAAAUGUAUAAACGAUCAGUGGCUGUUAAUUUGUAUUAACCAGGAAGUGAAGGAUAUUAUAAAAAACUCUGGAGAAAUUUAUUUCAAACUUUUCAAUAAGUACAUAAAAGAAUACAACGAUUUUUUGAAAAGCCACAAUUACAAUACAUCGGACGAUAAAAAUGACCUACAUGGCUCCAGCAUGUUUCGGGGGCAUCAUGACAGACACAACAUGUUUGAGAUGAACAAUGGCCCAAAUGAAAGUUUGAACUCGGAGAGGCUUAAAAAGUAUCGAGUAAAUUUAAUUUUCUCGGGCAAUAAGGACAUUAAUUACAUCCUGUACAAGUUGUGCCUCAACUUGGGCAAAUUUAAUGACGCCGUCCUGUGCACCAAAAAUAAAACGUAUAACAUUCUGCUCAACGAUAUUGACGGGACGCUGGCCAUUUGCCUAAAGUCGUUUUUUUCCAAGCACUAUGGGAGUUGCGCGGCGGGGGUGAGUAACGCGGCGAGUAACACGUCGGAGGAGGAGCUGGUCAAAACGCUGUCCAUCAUGGGGCUCUGCAAGGAGAAACUCGUGUUGUCCGAGAAGGCCACCAUUUUUAGCAACAUCGAGUUGCUGUUUUCGUACUACCUCAUCGUGCACAGCGAGUCGCUGGAGGGGGAAAUCGGUCAAGACGGUGCUGCCGCAAACCAGGACGGCGUCAUCUACCUAAGCAGGAAGGCCCUCUUCGAAAACCUGCAGUUCUCCACGGAAGAAAUUUGUAGCUACCUACUGCACGUGCAAAAGUACAGCACCAACAACUUGCUGUUCGUAAAAAAAAGGGGCUUCCGAUAUGUUAAAAGCGAAAUUAUAUACGAAUUUCUCGUUAAGAUAAUCGAGCUGGUGAGCAUCCACGACGAUCUGUACGUGCAUCAUCACGUGGAGCGAGGGAGAGCAAGUACCACCCCCUUUAAGCAGUACAAGGACGAUCUGCACAGGGUGGUAAGGAAGAGGCACGGCAUCACACUGCAAAGUUUAGUCAAUCUUAUUCAACAGAACGAGACCGAAUUUGAUUUCUUAAAAAAAAACAAAAUUCCAAUGGAUACGUAUGUCAUCCUGCAACUCUGCUGGAAAUGCUGCGACAUCGAAAAUAAGCACUUUGACUUUUUUAGUCUCUACUACAAUUACUACUUCUUUUAUGAAUACCUAAAUAGACAUUCUGAGGAGCUUUCCUUCGAGGGAAUAUUUGACCAUUAUCUUCAGUUCUUGGAUAACGACAGUCAAGUGAGUGACACUGUGGUGUACUUCAACCUGUUUAAGUUACACAAAAUUAUGUCCUUAAAUAUCCUGCGGUCCAGCGGAAAAGUCGUUAUUCACUCGGAUGAACUGUUCACCUUCGACAUGGAAAUGAUGACAUAUGUUAAGUACAUCGACGAGAUGUUCCGGAACUUUAAUUCGAAUGUAAUGGAUAAAAUAAUACAAGACUUUAUCAAAUGUUACCAGUUUUUCCUGGACUGUGGUUACGACCGUGGGGUGAGCAACGAGAAGGUCCUGCAGAAUUGUCAGGCGAAGACCCUUCAAGCGGUUGCAGCGAUAGACACGGCCGCUGACACACCAGACGGUAUGGCAUCCGGCACCACCGCAGGUGAUGUAUACAAAGACCGAGUGCUCUUCCGAAAUAACACUAUCCUUAACGUUAGCAACAUCAAUCAUAUUUGCAAUGACAGCUGCAUGUUCGAGUAUUUCAUCGUGGUAAAGUACUACUACACGGAUAACACCUUUUCCCUGGUCGAGAAAAAACUAAAAAAAUUUAUUCACUCAGUGGAGGAAGACUUCGCAAAUGCGCACAUGACAUCUGCCACGGAUUAUUCUUCCUCUGGAUCUGUAACCGGGGGAGGGGCUUCCUACGAGAUGAGGCAAAAUUAUAAAGCAAAUUGGAAAAAGGCCAAAAGCAACUACUCCUUGAAUUACAAAAUGUUUAAGUACCAAACCACUUCGUUCCCACAAAUACGCCUGAGCAACAACUACAACGAGCUGCUAUGCUCUGUGUACACUCCCCUGUCCAUUCACUUCUCCAUUUUUCACGAAAACGUAAUUUACAAUAAGAAGCGGAACUCCUUUCAACUCAUCCCUUCCUUUCUGCUCAAGGAAAAUUUGCGCAGCUGCUUAACUGCUCUGUUCACUUUCAAGAAUUCCUAUUUCGCGCAGGAGUUCUACCCCUUUUUGAAUCCUCUGCUGAAUAACAAGGACCUGAUCGGCACCAUCGCCGUCCCACCGCUGCGCCACUGCAGGACCAAGCCCAUCGAACGCGAAAACGAAAAAAACGUGGAGUUCCUGGAAACCGGAAGCAUCGUCCUCUCGACGCUGAACAGUGACAUGAAGAACUACACCAAGUACGGUGCCCAGAGUCGGAAGUUCGUUGAGAAGCUGUGUAAGCUGUACAACUGCAACUUGCCC